This is a messenger RNA of Bemisia tabaci, 3067 nucleotides long. RefSeq lists its product as uncharacterized. Lineage: Eukaryota; Metazoa; Arthropoda; Insecta; Hemiptera; Aleyrodidae. The record is from RefSeq and is a predicted model, not a curated record.
CGGGAAAAAACACCUACAGGCUGUGAUUAGGUUGCACACAAAAAUCCAAACCGGGCGCUCGGCGACAGGUUGGAAUCAAUCUUGACUAAUUUCCGUAUUCAACCAUCAAAGAGCCGGAUUCUCACUCUUUUUCGGUAAUAUUCUCAAUUAGGAAAAUUAAUUGCGUUUAAAAUGCUGGAAUUAAUCAAAAGUGAUGUUUUAAAUGUAAUUGCGCAUGAUCGUGUGAUCACGAAUCGGUUGGCACUGCUGGAACGCUGCGGGGAAUGUUUGAGCGCGGGAAAUUUUGAAAUCAGAUGGAACCCGAGGAGGUGCGCUACUCGCUACAAAUUUAACAGCUGAUUGCGAAACAUACAAAAAAAUGUGACCAAGAUUACAUUUUAUAUUAUCAGUUCUAAGACGAUAAUUGUUUCAUUUUCUCUUUAUUAUCGAUGACAAGAGAGAUUAUGGUGAAUCUACCUGUGAGAAUGGAUUUUAAUUAGUUCUAAGAUAGAAAUGAUUCCAAGCAUUUGUCGGUAAUUACUUGAUAACCUAGAUCUCCAAACUGAUUAAGCAGUGAGUUGUGACAUAUUUCAUGCGAUACUUCAUUCUAAAGCUGUGAAAUGUUGUAAAGAUUUUAUGAGACUUACAAAUGAAACAUCGUAAAUGUUUUUGCCUGUAGCUACAAUAAUGGUUGUAGUUUUGAGGUUCUCUCUGGAAGUUGAUGCAGAACUGUUGGGGUCCCCAAAUGAUGCAGCCAAAAUAUGCUGGAGCAAUAAGGAAAUCUCCGUCGACAAGACGAGGAUACCUUUGAUUGUUUAUUACCUAAAAUCUUGCGCGGACACAUUGUCCCUCCUGCAUUCACCUUGCAAGAGAGAACUAAGUGCAAUAUUAUCACAGAAAAUUCAUGAUGCAAUUCCUGCAAUCAACAAGGCAUAUUACGAAGGAAACGUUGAUUAUUCUUUUGUUCAUGAUUUGCACAAACUACACGGAAGCAACCAAUGCCUCCGGACUCAAGACUCGAUGUCGUUGGGCAAGGUGAGGAGAAAGCGAAGCUGGAUAAAAAUUAGAAACCCAAGAUCAGCGCGGAAACGUGUGAUGCCUUUGAUUAUUCGAGCUAAUCAGACGGAAAAGGAGGAGGCAUGUAAUACUUUAAUUGUCUCCCCGAGCUCAGGAAGAAGAAUUAGGAAAAAAGUGCCGCUCCCAUACUUAGACAAUGUUGAAAAACCGAAAAGAAUCGCUGUCCCAUUUGUCUCUAAGCCACUGUACGAUCUCACCGACUCGGAUGCAAGGAGUUUACUUGUAAAAUACUAUAUAACAGGCGUGAAGUGCCUAUCGUUGUCUUCAGAGCAUAAUCAAGACAUUUUAGUUUUUAACCGAAAUUUUUACAUUUGGCUCCUGAAAUGUGUCCUCCCAAGAAUUGAACAGGACAGUCAACUGUAUCCAGCGUUUGGUGGAGUCUUCAAAAUUCUGGAGACCAUUCAUGAUAAAGGAUUGAUUGAUUUAGAGCGCGAGAUCGAGAGUGACAUUGGAAAUGAGAUAUGUGUUCAGCCAUCCUUGCUCCACAGAACUGAGAAGCUAGCACACUCGGAGGCAACCUCAAAACGAAGUGGGAAAGUGGCGAUUGCAAGUUCUUCGUUCUGUAUAAUCAUCACUCUCGUUCUGACGACAUUCCUUUUCCUGACAUGGCUCCUUAUUGUUUUCCUGUUUCUAUUCUGUCGGUGCUGUCGCUACCACCGGAUGAAAAGGGACAGUGAGACAGAUGCAAAUAAUAGCUGCUCGAAAGAACAACUUCUUCAAGACGAGUUAACGAUCGAGGACAACUCACGAAUAGGGGCAAAGAUCUGCAAAAACGAGCCAAAGCCGCUUACAAAUGAAAUUCGUCCAGUUUCAACGGAAUUCCAGCCCUUGAUAACAUCAACUCCUGACAGGGAUUUAAAGAGGUGCGCUGAGAGGGGAGUGACAAAAUGUCCAUUUCAGAACAGAUGUCAGAGGAUCACUCCGUUGAGUCCCAUUCCUAGCGAAGAGAGAGAUAAGGAAAAGCCAAAGAACACCGGAUUUUCCAAAUUCUUAGCACCGAUUAAAAGAGAAAAAGAGGAGUCUUUGGUCUUGACAGACCAGAGGAAUGACAAUAAAGAAUGCAAGCUAGUUUCAGUGAUUACAAACACAGAUGAAAAUCCCUCCCAUAGCUCAAGGAACGACGAAACAUUCCCAUGCUCCAAUGACAUGCCCAAAUGGCAAUGCAGCAAGAGGAAAAGCAAGUGGCAGUGCUCACAAGAGAAGAAGUUGCCUGGAGGAGGCAUAAGUGAAACAACAAUCAAGGUCUUCCCAAAAGACGUCAAGCUCGAUCACGGAUCAACAAUGCAGACAGGGAGCUGUCCAUUCAAGCGGAAAAAACAAGGUGCAGAAGCUACAAAGGAGCCUUGUAAAGUGCAACCAGACCGUGCAAAAAAGGGAACUUCAAAUUCCUCUAUCUCAAGAAAAACUUCAACUGGGUCAGUCAAAUCAGACGUGAUCAAUGUUGAUUCCAAUUACAAGUGCAAGAUUAAAUUUGUCGGCGCACCACCAAAAUGUGAACAAUGUAGUGACAAUUUGUACAAUGACGUCAUGAACAUGUUAAGUGUCUACAAAGAAGAGUCAACAAUGGAAUCAGCAACUGAUACAUCAGAGGAAUCAGUAACUUCAGAGACAGAGCCAGAGAACCAGGUGACCGAAUCUUCCAAGACCAAAAGUGGAAACAAUUCAGGGAAAGAAGGUAAAGAGCUAAAAAUGGUCCCGGAUAAAUGAGAAGGUACAGGCAACAAUGCACAAGAAAAAUGUGCUAAAAAAAUCAACAUGAAAAAUAAAGAUUUUCACUUUGGUUGUAGAAGAGGAAAUGAUUCAAGAUGGAAACUUAGAAUUGUUAGGUGAUAAUCUGAACCAAAAUGAAUUUACGGCUUAAAAACACUUGUCAAAGUUUCUUGUGAGAGAGAUAUUAUUCUAAACUUUUGUGGCGACACAAUUAAGAUAAAGACUCAUGUUAAUUUAAGGUACUUGUUACAAUGUUUCACUUCAAAACCAACCCAUUUACAAUAAAUUAUGAUUAUUUUUC